CAAGGAGCACUAUCCUAUAACGAGAUGUCCCCUCGUAACGACUGAUUUCGCGUGACCAAAGACAAUGAGGAUCGCCUGUUGGUCGUUCGUUCUGGUCGUUCUUUGCGCCCAAGGUUCAUUAUCGUUCAACAAAAGAAGCAUUAUCUCGGAGAGGGAAUUAGGAACAACCGUGAACAACGAUGCACUGUUGCGCGCGAAGGGCUCGACUAUGCAGAAAUUCCAGGAGUUAUUGAAACAAGUGACGAAUUCUACCUCGAGCACCGACGGUCAGGUAACCGCCACCAGGCAGGGUCCUUGCAACUGCGGCGGGGGUGUUUGCGGCUGUUGCUCCAGAAUCUUGUUCGAUACGUGGAAGCAGAAGGCCUGCGUAAACGUGACAUACGAUCCGGACGAGUUCAGCUUCACAGCGAAAGUUAUGAUGAACGAUAGGGUCUUGUACACGAGAACCGUGUCUGGGAAGAAUCCUCGACCGAUUUGCGUACCGGUCCCAAGAAUUCCAGCCGUGAGGGCGUGCGUACGGUUUUAUAAUAUUUAUUUUCAGGGCAGGAACAUUCAUAUGUGCGUGAACAUGGAGGGGAAGUUCCAAGAUCUCACGUUGUUCAAGGUCGGAUUAGACUGCAUCAGGUUCGGUUCUAACGGGUUGGCUAUGGUAAAGCCAGAGGACGGAGGUGGAUUAGGUCAAGUAGAAUUUUUGCCAGGUGACGACGAUGAUGAGGAUGAGGACGAUUAUGAUUAUGACGACGACGACGACGACGACGACGAUUUACUUGAUUUCUGAGGGAACCUGAGAUUCUGUUCGUCACGAACGCGGAAGGCUUAAUAGUA
Ceratina calcarata is the source of this 825-nucleotide messenger RNA. RefSeq lists its product as uncharacterized. NCBI's taxonomy places the organism in Eukaryota, Metazoa, Arthropoda, Insecta, Hymenoptera, Apidae. The transcript has 3 exons. The record is from RefSeq and is a predicted model, not a curated record. The coding region runs from base 65 to 778 and encodes 237 amino acids.